AUGGAGGUUCCUCAGGCAUUAAGACAAGUAUUUGAUAGUUUUCCUCUUAAGACGUAUCCGUCUAUAACUGCGUCAACGUCGAGCCAAUUGGAAGUACUUGAAGCAAGAAAAUUCUACUUCACUUCCUCAUCUAAGACCACUUCUUUAGCAAAAUCAUCUUCCAUUAUUCUUGGGAUCAAUAAUGUUGUAGAGUACAGAGACAUAAUAUUACCCUCUGAUCCUGUUUCUCUAUCCCAGUGCUUAAUAAUCUGCCAUAAGAAUGGUCUAAAACUACCUUUGGCUACUAGAAAGGGUAUAACAGAUGAAAAUGCACUGAAUUGCUUGAUGACGCUUUCGCACCAGGCUGCUCCAGAUAGCCAGUUACCGAUCUUGAUAGAAGAUAACAAGAAAAACGAUGGAGGAGAACCUAUACGCUCCCUCAUACCUUCGUAUUCAAUAGUAAAUAGUAAUAAAAAAGACUUAAGUGACUCCAGCGACAUUUUGAUUAACGAUAUGAUGGACACGAAGUUGAUUGAUCUAUGGUUGACAUGUCUUAUGGUAGACCCAAAUGUCAACCCACCGGUUUUGUCCAAAAUUUUCACCUUGGAAUCAUUUCCUUCGGUUACCUCAAGCCUCUCUGGCUUAUAUAUAUCUGCUUUAUUGCAAGACAUACCUAGAUGGAGAUCAUAUGAGAUAAGACAUUCGAAUUUGUUCCGGAAUUCCAAGCUCAAAGAUACCAUUACGCUGGUGGUAAGAAAAUCAGAUAACAGUGCAUUGCAAGCUUUCUAUAUUCAUCAAUUAUCUGAAGUCAGAGACCUACUAGAAUUGAUUCUGGAUUACGUUCUUGAAAGUGAUUGUAUGAUAUUAAAGAUGAAAUUGACCGGAUUCCUUCUUCUGGUGGACUUGAUUUUGUACGACACAGAAUUGGGCAAAAUUAUAAAGCAGUGUAGCUAUUUAGAAAAGGCAUAUAGUAACAUCUAG
Molecule: messenger RNA, 960 nt
Organism: Dujonia railenensis
Lineage: Eukaryota; Fungi; Ascomycota; Pichiomycetes; Serinales; Debaryomycetaceae
Source: the annotation of a GenBank genome assembly